AUGCGAUCAACUCUUGCCUUCGCGCUGCUCCCUGCAGCGAUAUCAGCAGUAUCAUUUGACUGCCAAAACGUCGUCGUCGAUGACCAACAUUUCAACCUCGAAUCUCUAGGCGGCCCCAAAGAAGUGAACUGGCAGCGAAAGACACCUCCCUCCAUCACCAACACAACCUACACCAUCGACUUCUGCAAACCUCUCAAGAAGUCGAAAGAUAGCAGUGCGAAAGAGCAGUGCCAGAGCGGGACAAGAAUUUGCGCGACGCAGAGGAUCUUUGAGAAUGAUCAGUCCAUCGUGCAAGAAGUGAUACCUAUCGCCGGCGAGUUCGCUACUUCUAAUGGAAGGCACAUGGAUCCGAAGUUUACGAGGCUGAAAGACAGCUCGAGUCACUCAGACUCGGAGCAAGAGGGCGUGAGAGCGGAGCUGCACGGUGGGUUGUGGAAUAAGCAGAAGCAGAAGGCGAUCAUCGAAUUCAUUUGCGAUGCUGAGUGGGAAGGAACAGAAGGGUUCGACGACAAGUCGAAAGCCAUGAAAAUCGAUUCUUACGACAGCAUGGGCAGAAGAGAGGAGCCAGAAGAAGGUGGCGACGAAGAUGAUACCCCUUUGCCAGAACUCGACGAAGGCAAGGCCCUGCAAUUUGUCAGUUAUAAAGAGGAGAAGGGCGAUAUGGGCGUCCUUCGCUUGACAUGGAAGACAAAGUACGCCUGUGAAGGUGCAUCGAGUAAGAAGCCUUCUGGAAGUGCGAGCAAGGGCUGGGGCUUCUUCACCUGGUUCCUGAUCAUCGUGUUCUUGCUUGCCGCGACAUACAUCAUAUUUGGCUCCUGGCUCAACUACAAUAGGUAUGGAGCUCGUGGCUGGGAUCUCAUCCCUCACGGCGAUACCAUCCGGGAUAUUCCGCACAUCAUGAAAGACUGGAGCAGCAGCAUGAUGGACAAGAUGAAGGGCGGUGGGACCAGGGGAGGAUACAGUGCUGUCUAG
This is a messenger RNA of Lecanosticta acicola, 972 nucleotides long. Lineage: Eukaryota; Fungi; Ascomycota; Dothideomycetes; Mycosphaerellales; Mycosphaerellaceae. The record is from the annotation of a GenBank genome assembly.